Molecule: messenger RNA, 1360 nt
Organism: Hevea brasiliensis (rubber tree)
Lineage: Eukaryota; Viridiplantae; Streptophyta; Magnoliopsida; Malpighiales; Euphorbiaceae
Product: zinc finger CCCH domain-containing protein 14
Exons: 3
Coding region: 240-1136 (298 amino acids)
Molecular function (GO): metal ion binding; mRNA binding
Source: RefSeq, a predicted model, not a curated record
AGCAAUUUCAUUUAAACCUAAUUUUGGAUUUCGCGUCUUUUUCAUUUCUGUUUCUCAGCUGUCACCGGCGCUCUUUCCUUUUCCUUCUUCGUCUAUCUUCUAAACCUAGCUUUCUCUUUCUCUCUAGGGUUUUUCUUUCUGGUUUUUUUUUUUUGUUCUUUCACUUAAUCUUGUUCUUUACCUGUAUUUCUCUUUCUGCUACUCUCUUCCUUCCUCUUAGUGGUGGAUCUCAAAUUACAAUGGAGUACGGCGGCGGUCGCAAGAGAGGCAGGCCUGAGGCUGCUCUGAAUGGCAAUGGUGGCCCUAAGAAAACCAAACAAGAAAUGGAGUCCUUUCCAACUGCUAUAGGAAGCAAAUUGAAGCCAUGUACAAAGUUUUUCAGUACUUCUGGGUGCCCAUUUGGUGAGGGAUGCCAUUUCUUGCAUUAUGUUCCUGGUGGCUACAAAGCUGCGUCUCAGAUGCUUAACCUUGGUGGCAAACAGUCUCUUCCACCACCAUCUAGAAAUGCACGAGUCCCACCAUCUUUUCCGGAUGGUUCAUCUCCUCCAGCUAUGAAGACCCGUUUGUGCAAUAAAUACAAUACAGCUGAAGCUUGUAAGUUUGGGGAUAAAUGCCAUUUUGCCCAUGGUGAGUGGGAGCUUGGGAAACCUACUGGGCCAUCCGUUGAAGAUCCUCGUUCAAUUGGUCCAGUUUCAGGUAGGAUGGGCCGUCAAAUCUAUCCUCCACAUCAGGGUUUUGGUGCUGCUUCCAGCUUUGGGGCCUCUGCCACUGCUAAGAUCAGUGUUGAUGCUUCACUUUCUGGAGCCGUCAUUGGGAAAAAUGGUGUAAACUCAAAGAAAAUUUGUCGCCUUACAGGGGCCAAACUUUCCAUAAGGGAGCAUGAGACUGACCCCAAUUUAAGGAAUAUUGAGUUUGAGGGUACAUUUAAUCAAAUCAAUCAAGCAACUGCCAUGGUUCGUGAGCUUAUUGGGAAUGUCAGUCACGCAUCUGGUCCUCCAAUGAGGAACCACGCUAUACAUUCUUCUGGCCCAGCAAACAACUUCAAAACUAAGCUGUGUGAGAACUAUGCUAAAGGAAGUUGCAGUUUUGGGGAUAGGUGCCGCUUUGCGCAUGGAGCUGAGGAAUUGCAAAAGUAAGGGAUAUGAACCUUCUCUCUCUCUCUCUCUCUCUCUCUCUCUCUUAUAAAAAAAUGUUUUCUUCUUUAGGACACAUUCUUGUCGUAGCCUGUGGAUAUUUGAGGGGUCUGCCAAAUAUUUUUGUAUGCAAAGAUUACACAGAUAACAAUCUGUAAGAGCUUUUGAGUUAUUUUCUAUUGUGUAAAAGUUUAAGGAUUUGGGCUAUUUGUGAUUUGGCUUGAAAA